CUGCGCUCGAGUAGUCCCGCUCGGAUCGUCGCCGCGGCCGCACGCGCACGUCGCGCCAUGACACGCCCCCUGCUGCCCGUGAUCGCGCUCGCGCUCGCCGCCCUCGCCGUUGUCGCCGCUGACGCCACAGACGAUCUAACACGACCUCGAAUCCUAGAUUUCAACCCAUGGUCAUGGUUGCCCAGCAACAGUAACCGAUCCCCUUCAGUCAUGGAUUAUUUUUUUCCACCUUCCCGAACACCGAAAAACUCUAACCUCGAUCCCCCGGCCGACCGUUCGCCGCCCAAAAUGAUGUAUACUACCAUAGCCGAUACGUUGACGACAGGAAAUCAGGAACACCCUACCACUCUCAGUCGUAAAUCCGGUAGCAAAUCUAAAAUAACCGCAUCGCCGUCUCGCAUAACCGCAUCCCUGAAAACUAAGAAAAAUGCACAUAAAACCAUCGAUACCGAAACCCCCGCUGAAACUAAGACCACGCCGCCUGUUAUGUCCAACAAUGCGACACAAGCUCCCAUCCAGGUGGUGGUUACGACGACCACCGCUCGACCAACGAAGCAUUAUACUAUCCGGCCGUUGAUUCGGACCACGGCGACGGACACUGUGGAAACGGAAUCAACUUUGAACACCGACAGUGAUAGCACUGAGACGGUGGCAGUGUUUGACACGGCCGGCACGACCGAUGAAAAUGUUAAAGUCACGCCUACGUUAAGUACAACUGAAAGCCGAUCUGAAACAGGAACGGCUAGCACCGGAACGGAGUCGACUACCUUGGUGGACAGCACGCUGGCGGAAGAGCCCGACAGCCGCGAAGGUUACUUACCUCUACGAGACAAGCCGCCGCAGACACAUGUCAAGAUUAAUGAACAGACUAAGAAAGAGACAGUACCGCUGCCCGCCGGCUCCACUUCAGUGUUAGCGAAGCCAACGAAAUACCAUUACUAUCCUCAUAAUCAGCACAUUUACUUACUGCCAGAGUGUGCUAUACAACAGGUGUGCAAUGCGGUAUACGUUCGUCUGAACUAUACGCAGCCGCUGUGCGCGUGCCCCGCUCGCUACCGGGACCCUUGCUCGGCGAGCCUCAACGCGGAUGACCUGCAUACCACGCGCCUCACCACCGACUCCAAAAAGAAGUACGCGAAGAAAGCGGUAACAUUAGUAAAAACUUGCGAGGCAGUGUCCGAAAUGCGAGAAUGUCGGGCGCCAAGAGACUGGUCACUACUAGCUCUACAGAACAUUAGAACAGGGAAAUCACACUACUUGGUCAUUUGUCGAUGUCCAGAGACUCAUAUUUUAGAGGGACCGAUGACGCACGACCAGCCGACAUACGCCUCUGUACCGGGUAUUAGAGUGUACGGCAUGAUGUGUGUACGACCAUCGCCCGCCUUUCAAUCAGGUUACAAAGGAAAUAGAUAUACGAGCCCUUCAAGCACCACCAGCUCAUACAAAGUGGACUAUUCUCAACCACAUUCGUACUCAGAUAAGCCAGUCUACAACCGAUUCCAGACGCACAGCUUUAUAGACUCUAACUACUACAACAGAAGGUCGAGAGCCGCUCGCAUGCGACGAAUGGCUAGUCUAUACCCACCCUUUCCUUGGGACAAGGUUGAAGAACUAGCACAAUCUUUACAUUGGAUUAAUUAGGUUAUUAACGAUGAGUUUCCACCGUCGUAACACGUGUACAUUAUUGCCGUCUCUAUCAUUAUUUUAAUAAAAACAGAGAGCAAUUUUAUAUACAUAUGAAACGACAGUUGAAACUCAUGGAUAAGAAGACAAGUUAUGUUGGGUUCAAAUAGGCCCUUGUAACCAUUUAAAUGCCUUUUUGAAUUCAACGAAAAAAUUGAUAGUAUUACGUACGCAAUUUUAAAACGCUUUACGAACAUAUAGGCCAUUCAAUUAAUAAGGUUUGUAUUCGACGCCGAGGUUUAGUUUCAAUUGCCCAUGAUACAAAGGGAGGCAUUUAAUAGAAUGUAAGAGCUUCAUUUAAAUUUCUAAUCGUUGGUUUCCGAAAUCAAAAUUACUUUAUAAAAACAUAUCCUUAUCUCUGUUUUAUUCAAGAUACUGAGAAGGAUGACGAUCUGUUAUAGAGGGAUUUGGUCUCAGAAAUCAAUGAAAAACAAUUUGAAUAGAUAAAAUUGCAUAAUUUUUUUAUAUACAAAAGAAUAUUUAGCCAUUUUAGUGUUCAUAACCAUAAUUUUCAAGUAUCUACGAAUAUAAUAAAACAGUAUUUGACAUUUUUUAACAUAUUUUACUAUAGAAGUAAUAUGUUUUCCCCACCAAAACACGUUAUUACAACGAAAUAAAAAGAAUACUUAAUCAAAAAUGAACACGAUGUAAUG
Papilio machaon (common yellow swallowtail) is the source of this 2336-nucleotide messenger RNA. RefSeq lists its product as uncharacterized. The coding region runs from base 58 to 1641 and encodes 527 amino acids. The record is from RefSeq and is a predicted model, not a curated record. The transcript is spliced from 6 exons. Lineage: Eukaryota; Metazoa; Arthropoda; Insecta; Lepidoptera; Papilionidae.